This is a messenger RNA of Paramecium primaurelia, 1169 nucleotides long. The record is from the annotation of a GenBank genome assembly. NCBI's taxonomy places the organism in Eukaryota, Ciliophora, Oligohymenophorea, Peniculida, Parameciidae.
AUGUUUAGAAGAUUAUUUAGACGAUUCACAUUUUCAACAGAAAAACAAGUUGACUAUUAUAAAUUGACAGAUUAAAUUAUGAAUGCUUAAGUUGAAAAUGAAGAGUUGAAAUUAGCCAUAUAGAAAAUUAUUUUUGAUAUGAAAUCUGUGACUGAAAGGGCUUAUUAAUUUCCAUUGGUUGAAUAAGUAUUAUCUUCAGUUAAAUCUCAUUAUUUAUGUGUUGCAGCAGUAGAAUAAUUUGUUGGAUCAAUGUGUAUAGAUAUAAGUUUAAUUUUAGUUAGACACUCCAAAAAAUGAAUAAAUUACAUAAUUAUUUUUAUCUCAUGCAAAAAAGAAUGCAGUUGAUGAGCCUGAAAAAUUAAAUACUGAAUAUUAUUUGGCUUAUUUAAAAAAAUUAGAUGCAUCUUAAAAAGGAGAUUAAGCUAAAUUUGAUGAUGCAUAACACUAAUUAUUAGAAUUAGCAAAUAAAGGGAAUAAACCAGCUUAACAUUUAGUGGCUAAAGAAAUGUAUAAAGUAGCAAUGAAUAUGAUGUAAUCAAAACAAAGAAAAGAUAGAGAGAAAUUAUUAAAAGAAGCAUAUAAAUUAUUUUUUGAUUGUGCAGAAAAUGAAUUUCCACAUUCUUAUUAUUAUAUUGGAGAAAUGGCAGAAAGAGGUGAUACUCCUGGAGGAAUAGAUUUAAAAUUUGCUAUAGAAUGUUAUUUUAUUGCUGCUGCUUAUGAAAAUCCUUAAGCAUUCUUUAAAUUAGCUAAAUUGUACAUUCUUUUGUUUUUCUAUAAUAGUCAUCGUGAAGGAAUAGUUUGUGAGAAAGAUCCUAAUUUAGAAUUUCAUUACACUAAGAAAGCUGCUGAAAUGGGAUUAUUAGAUGCUUAACACAAUUUAGGUGUAAUAUAUAGAGAAGGUAGAAUAACUAAGAAGGAUGAUUUUAAAGCUUUGGCAUGGUUUACACAUGCUGGAAAUUUAGGAUUUCCUUUAUCUUAGGUAUGGAAAUAUUUAAUAUAUUAAGUUUAAUGCUGGAAUGAUGUAUUGGGAAGGUGGAGAUAAGAUCAAAAGAAAUAAGAAGGCAGCAUUAGUUUGGUUUGAAAAAAUCCAAAAAUCAGGAAUGAUAGAUGUUUCUUAAUAAAUUAGAUAAUUAGCAAAAGAGAUAGAGAAAGAAAUAGAAGAAGAAUGA